GCGAUCAAGACCCACUGGGAGACGAGCCAGAAGACAGCGAGACGGCCGGGAGACCUGACUGGGGUCCGAGCGCCGGCCGUCGAGACGGCCAGCUACGUGACGAUGUGGCUGGGCCGAGAGGGGACCCAGCAGUGGUCGAGCCUCGCGCCAGCAGCGCCGCCGGCGACGCGGCUGGGAGCCGCCGCAGCGGCGAGUGCGGCUUCGCCCGCCGCGCCGAGGGCGCAGGCCGCGGCCCCCGCGCUGCGUGUGGCGGACGCCCAGGCGGGCGCGACGGCGAGCGCCGAGGCGCGGGCCACGCCCGCCGUUCCGGCAGCGCCGAGAGCGCCGGCCGCAGCCCCAGCGCAGGCCGCGCCAGACGCGCACGCCGGGCAGGAGACGGCCGCGCGGGCGCCCGCCCCGCCGGCAUCCGCCGCCGCAGGCUCCGUCGAGACGGGGCGCGAGAGCAGCGCGUGGCCGGAGCUGACGACCCAGCCGCAGCAGUCCCAGCCGCCGCCAUCCAGAGGCGAUAAUAUGGGGCCACAGGCAUGGCCAGGCUUCGAUCGCCUGGACACGUGGGUGGCCAGUCUGAGACGAUGGGGUCGGAGGUCCCCCCUGGCUCCGUCAGCCCAGGGAGGAAGAGUAGUAGACGAGCUGCCGCUAGAGCUGCAGGAUAAGCUGAUGCACGUCCAAGAGGACAUCGACUCCGAGGAUGGGCUGGAAGUUCUCAUUCGAUAUCUCAGACAAUGCCGAGGAGAUCGAGAUGACGAUAAGCAGGAGGAAGCGUUCCGUCGAGCCCUAGAGGAAGUAGCCAUCAAGCCCGGAGAGUCCCUCACGCAAUUCAUACAGCGACGAGAUCUGGAAGUUAGGGAGGCCAGGAAGUACGGGCUGGACCUGCCAGACAAGAUGCAGGUCGAGCAGCUGAAGUCGGGAGCGCACCUGUCGGAGCAGAAUCUCAUCAACAUGCUACGCACAUCGCAGGGCCGAGACGACUUGGACUCGAUCAAGAAGGCCAUGACGAGGAUGGACGCGAAGCGCACCGCCAACAAGGCCCCAGCCGGAGGCGCCGGGGGAGGGCGGUCGAGGGUGUUCGCCUCCGUGGAGAACACCGCCGCGAACGUCCAGGAGCUGGUAGGCGACGACGAGGAGGACAUGGAGGAGUGGAUCGUCGAGUUCCUGGAGGACUCCGUCCUCGAGCAUGACGACGCCGAGGCCGCGCGCGUGGCAGUGGGCCACCAGGAUCUGGACGAGGACCAGCUGUGCGCCGUGAUCGGCGCCAUCUUGGACGAGAAGCGCGAGGAGGGGGGCAAGCCCAGGCGAUGGGCCGAGAGCAAGGAGCUGAAGACGGCGAUGGCAAGGGACAGGGACUUCUUCGACAGCAAGCGGGCGGGCAAGGUAUCCGGAGGCAAAGUGGGCUCGGGCAAACAACGAUUGAGCAUUGAGAAGCUGAAGGCCCGCACCAAGUGCGCCAACUGCGGGCAGGAGGGGCCUCGUCCCAAGGCCGACUCUCGGCCGCGCGGCUCCAUGUGCGUCCGGGGGGGCGACGGCGCGAGCUCGGGCAUGACCUGGCUGGUGGGCGCCGCCCGCGUCGAGGAGAUCUGUCGUGCUGUAGCUCAGAUCGAGGGCGGCGCGCGGCAGCUGGACGACGAUCGGGGGCCAGCCAGCAUGGCGGACACCGCGGCGGGUCAGGCCCUCGUGGGCAGCGAGCGCCUGGGGAAGCUGAAGGCCGCCUACGCCCGCCGAGGCUGGAAGAUUCCGACUCGCUACGGCAAGGUGGCCGGCCAGGCCCGGGGGGUCGGAGGGGGCGUCAGAGUCAUCGGCGAGGCCCUGGUCCCGAUCACCGUGAUUCCGAGCCAGAGCGUGAUCAUCUUCUCCCGCAUCGUGGAGGGCCCGAUUCCGCCGCUGCUGCCUGCGAAGUGGCUGGAGUCCGCGGGCGCCGCGGUCGACCUGCGCAAGGGCAUCGUCGACCUGAGCGGCGCUGAACUGCCCUUGCAUCGGGGGCCGCCCGGGCACAGGCUUGUGAGACUGCUCGGCGCCCGGCCCCCGCACCUGUUCGAGGUGGCCGCGGAUGCCGCGGUGGACUGGCCAGGACUGAAGGUCGAUCGCCAGUCCGUAGCCAUCGAGCUCGAGACCAAGCUUGAGGCUGCCCGCGGGCCCAGCCACCACGACGUGGCUACCGAGUCGAAGAGCGGCUCCCCAGCCCAGCUGAUCAAAGAGGCGAGGGCCCUGCAGCGCCGCCGCCAACAAGCUCAGCAGGAGACGAAGGCCAAGGGCGAGUGGGGGGCCAUCGGCAUGGACGAGAGCUCGGAGGCGACCGACCCGGAGCUGGACCAGGGGGAGCUGUCCACGGGCAAGAUCACCUUUCCCCCGACGUUGCAGGCCUGGCGCCGCAUGACGCUGCGGGCCAUUUGGAGCUCAAGCGCCAAGGCCACGAUCAUGAACGCCAACCUCAUGAGCGGCGAGAGCGUCUCGGAGGUGGCGCUGGAGUGCGACCAUCCGACGUGGGCCAGGCGCCGCGGGAACAACCAGUGCGCCAAGUACGAGCACUGCCUCAAGUGCAAGACGCGGCUGUGGAUCGAGAGGCGCUCACCGCAGCAGGUUCUCGACUGCCUGCAGCGGGCCCAGGUGAAGACCGAGAAGGGCGCCCAGUCCAGCGGAACGGAGACGACGGCGAAGGCCCUCAAGGCCCUGGGCGACAACAACAAGGCCCUGCAGCAGAUGGCGGAGGCUGUGCAGGGGGACUCCCGGCACGUCUGGCGAUCAGCUCAGGCGGCCAGCAGAGCCGACCGAGUGAGCUUCAUUUUUUCGCCUUUUCCCACUUGGUGGGACGACGCCCAGGGCAAUGCGAUCGAGCUGGAUCAGAUCACGACCGAUCGGAAAUGGAUCCCCUCCCUCCUCAGUGACUCGGAGAAGAUCCAGAUGAUAGCCCGGGCGGCGGUCUUUCUGGUGACCGGCGAAGGGGGUCGAGAGUUCCGGGAAAGUCUCCUGGGAUACACCAGAAUGCGAGUCACGGGCGAGGACAUUCCCCUUUUAGACUCCCUGACUCCCGACCUCUCGCCAGCGCAGUUACAGAGCGCCGUCCGCAACUCCAGCAAGGCCGUCCUGAAGUUCGAGGCCUGGAGAUCCGAGGACGUCGCCCCGUUCUCUGGGCUCCUCGCCCGAGGGGCCUUCCAGCUCCCCCAGGACCCGAACGACGAACAGGAGCUGAGUCGAGGGUCGGCCUGGAAUCGCAUGUCCCCGGAGGUCCGCGAUCGGGUCGAAAAGCAAGGCGUCGAGCACAUGCUCUUCUAUGUCCGAGUCGCGUUCAUUCAGAUGGCCUCUGGGAGGGCCUUUUUGAUCGAGCACUCCCUCGGAGCCAGCUCUCGGGAGCUGGAGACGGGGGUCCUGGAGACCGCUCUUGCCAGGGCUUUAGGCGGGGCCUCAGUCCAGUUCAAGAGGAGAGCUCAUCUCCAGCCCCGGUGGUCUACCGAGGAACUCCGAGACUACCGCGGCUUGGUGGCCAAGGUGCAGUGGGUGGCCGGGUCGGCCUCGCCCCUGGCGCCCGAGUGCCCCAACGUGACCAUCAAGAGCCUGCUGAUGGUUAACAAAGUCGCUCGGUUCCUUCGCAGCUCAGCUCAGGUCUACCUCACCAUGUGGCCUCUCAACCUGUCGGCCGUCACGAUGGUCACCUGCUCUGACGCAGGGGGCCCGGGGUCUGCCAAGAACAACGGGGCUCAAGGGGGAUGGCUAGUGAUGAUGGGGGAGCCCCAGAUUAAAGAUAGCCGCCGGGCCCGGGUGCCCAUUCUGGCCUGGCGAUCCCAGCGCCUCAAGCGCGUGGUCUCCUCCACUCUCUCUGCGGAAACCCUGAGUCUGUCCGGGGCCCUGGCGGAGGCCCAGUGGGUCUACCUUUGUUUCCGGGAUCUCGUUUACGGGGAUGUGGGGGGGCCCGGCUGGCGGCGAGACGACGUGCCCUUUGCGGUUGCUCUCCCGGAGAGCUGCGAGAUACAUAGGGCUGCCGAGGGGGGUUCUGUGGUGGGCGCCAAGUCCCUGUUCGAUACUCUCUCCAAGAACACCGGGGGGGGAAAGGCGGACCGACGGAACGCCAUAGAAAUGGCCAUCGUGCGUGACACGAUGUCUCGCGAGGGUGGCGUUGUCAGAUGGGUGCCCCACUGCCGCAUGCCAGCGGACCGUUUGACCCACAUAGACCCCCAGGAGGCCAACUUAGCCCUGUCGGACGUCAUUGCCAAGGGCACUCUCGUCCUGCGAGACGAGUCCGGAACUCUCGACGAAAGAUCGUUGAAUGCAUCCCUGAAGUCUCGUACCAGGACCGCCUCCAGGAAAGCACUGGACGAGGAGAUCUCUCAGCGACUUCUCCCUCAAGCAGAGGAGGACAAGGAGGGGGAGGAGAAGGAGGACCAGGAGGACUGGAACCUCCGGUACCCUCCAAAAGUGUACUGUUUGUGGGCACUUUGGCUCAAGGGGGCGAUGCUGAGAAAUGACCCUAGGGAGGGGAGCAAGGAGGUAAA
Molecule: messenger RNA, 4481 nt
Organism: Prorocentrum cordatum
Lineage: Eukaryota; Dinophyceae; Prorocentrales; Prorocentraceae
Source: the annotation of a GenBank genome assembly